CUGAACAAAUCACAGAACACAAGAUGAAUCCCAAGGGUGAAAUUCUCAUUGCUGCAGUGCUUUUCUUUCUGCUGGCCUGUGUGGAAUGUCAACUGACAUUCUCGCCAGAUUGGGGCAAGCGUUCAGUCGGCGGUGCCAAUGGUGUGGCUGGUGGUGUCUUCUUCGAAUCUGGUAAUUGCAAGACCUCCAAUGAAAUGCUGCUCGAGAUCUUUCGCUAUGUGCAAUCGCAGUCGCAACUAUUUCUGGACUGCAAGCAUCGGGAAUAGGUCGCUUCAAGCUGGCCAGACUGCGUUUAGAGCAAAGCACACGCCUGUUUCUCUCACAUAUAUACAUAUAUACUAUUAACUAAUCGAAACUAUCUAUGCAAGUUUAUUGUACGAGUACACGAGGUAGUCGUAGUCGGCAUUUAGAUUUAGAGCACUUUAAUGUAUUUCUCGGUGUGCCUCACUGAAAGCCCUUAAGAAUAAAUAAGCGCAUCAAA
Messenger RNA from Drosophila busckii, 481 nucleotides. Its product is annotated as adipokinetic hormone. Bases 24 to 266 code for a protein of 80 amino acids. The record is from RefSeq and is a predicted model, not a curated record. The transcript has 2 exons. Gene Ontology annotation, molecular function: hormone activity. Gene Ontology annotation, cellular component: extracellular region. Lineage: Eukaryota; Metazoa; Arthropoda; Insecta; Diptera; Drosophilidae.